AUGUUAUAAAGAAUUAAAAUUGUUAGAUCACUCAAUUAGACAUUGAGAUAUCGCUAUGAAUAGCUCUCCGCUGAGCUCUAUUUCCUCAACCAAAGAGAUUGCUAUGGAGCCAAAACACCCAAAUCAGUCAAACUCAAACCAUUGAAAGCAGCCAAUCAAGGAUAUCUGGCGAACAAUCACGAAAGUUCUGACACUUGCUAUGUGACUGGAGUACCCUAUGGUUAAACCAAAGACAAAUUCCAGAAUUACGAUCUCUUCAACAGUCUUAACACUUAGUAUAUCCUAUUCCUCUACUUAGAAUGCAUCCAGAUCUCAUCGUAUUGCAAUUGGAUCCCUCCCCUUAUCUUGCAAGACAACGAUUCCUCGCUCACAAAUGUGCACUCCAAAAUGUGGAAGGCUACGAAAUGUAUGACACUCCCUUGAUUGAUCCCCUCAAACCACAUGCUUGGGAAGAAGCAGUAGUCAAUCUAGUCGUCUUGGAUAUGCUCAAUGCAAAUAAAAACAUGGAAGAUAUCGAUUGGUCUAAAGGUCUCAGUACUUAUUCAUAUGCCAACAUCCAAUCCAAAGAAAUACAAGAAGCUAACAAAAAUCUAUUCAUUCAAACUAUCGACGAACACAUUAUCAACCAUAGAUAUUCAGAAUAUUAUCUCAUUAAUCGUGUCCUCUACACAGCCCUUAUGGGUAAACACAAAGUUCUGUUGGCUGACAUGCCUGAUCAUUUGCACAAAUUAAAUUUGGGUGGCACUCUUGAAAUCCAAGAGGCCAGAGAUCUUUUCAAAUACACACUACAAAAAACUAAAUAAAUGAAUGACAUCCCUAUCACUCUAAGAAAAGCUGCCUAUGAUUUCUUGCCGCAUGUCUUUUAAACCCCUAAGGAUUUGUAUAUGACUGGAAUGUUGAAGAGUGCCUUCGAAGGUUGCGAAACAAUCAACGCCUAUGUGGGAAUCCCUCACUUAGUGCCCAUCAAUAAUUAUUGGGUCGAGGCUCCUCAUGGUAUCAAUUAUACAGAAGCCACUCGAAUCCCACCAAGAAGAACUGGAGAAACAGAUGAAAAUUAAAUUGAAAAAAUGGCACUAUUGGAUGUACUCCUUGAAACCCACACAUGGGCUGAACCCUACUUAAGCAAUCCAUUCCCCUAUGUUGUGGAAGACCUUACACAAGUAUAAAUCAUUCAAAUUAUUCAAAGGCUACAGCCGGAGAUUUGAAGGCGAUGAAAGAAUGCUUCUUACAAUAUUACUAAAAAUAUAGCGCAUAUAAAAAUGAAUUACAAAAGGAAUUGCCCAAUUUGAGGAAUCACGAUAUCAAAUUCAUUGAAUAAACUAGACAAGCCAUACCUGACAUGAAGUACGAAAAAUCCAUUGAGAUCAAAGCCUUAACAAACAAGCAAUUAUAAUAAAGAAAUGUAGAAAUAGUAUAAUGA
Molecule: messenger RNA, 1420 nt
Organism: Paramecium octaurelia
Lineage: Eukaryota; Ciliophora; Oligohymenophorea; Peniculida; Parameciidae
Source: the annotation of a GenBank genome assembly